GAGGAAAAGACUCGACACUUCGCAUUUAGCCUCUUAUUUUUAGCAUAUUUUCGACCUUUUCUCCGGUUUUUAAACGUUUUCCUCUCAAUUUUACUAACAAUGGAAUGCCGAAAGAGGUCAAAGAGUCGCGCUUCGGCUUACGAGGGCUUCAAAUCAGCCGAGAGGAGGGCACUGAAGCCUGUUAAAAUUUCAGACAGUUCCAUCUUCUGGUGGAUGCUGGCUGCGGCUCGGUUGUAUCUGGCAUCUGUGCAGACUGGCUACAUUCAUCCAGAUGAAUUUCACCAAAGUGUACAGGUCAUGGCUCGUGAUGUGCUCAACAUAGAUGCACAGAAGCCAUGGGAAUUCCACACUUCAACCCCCAUCCGGUCAGUCGCCUUCUCUGCUAUUGUGUCUCUGCCAUACUUGCUCAUCCGAUAUGUGACCGUUGUAGCCUCAUAUUUUGAAUUUGAGAUCCUGACCCCGCGAAUACUGCUGGUAGCCCCUCGGAUAUACAUGACUCUGCUGUCUUUUGUCGCGGAUUUCUGUGUUUACAGGAUAGCCAAGAUGUGCUAUAUUCGGCCGUGGCAAUGUGUUGAAGUGUUUGCUAGUUCAUACAUCAUGCUUGUGUAUGCAACAAGGACAUUUUCCAAUUCACUAGAGCUGAUUCUCAUUGCCAUCUUGUACUGGAGAGUAUGCGAGUCCAUGGUGGAGAGCGGUAAGGUUAUGAGGCAAGAGAAUAUUCUGAAGGACUUGUAUGAGACAGCUGACUCCAUGCAGGAAAAAGUGAAGUUGACACGCAUGAAAACCAAGCUCCCACCUUACAACUUUAAGGACAGUGCCAUCAUAUCAACAGUGGUGACUUUGGGCGUGUUCAUCCGGCCAACAUUCCUGGCCUUUUCCUUUGUUCCUGUGGCCUAUUGGCUUCAGAGGGGCGUUGUUACAAAGGAAGUGGACUUCUCUUACUUCCACCUGCGCUGCAUGAGCCUGCUACCAGGUGUUGUGAUAGUUUUCCUAACUUGCAUGCUGGCUGACUCCUUCUACUAUGGCUCCCUCACCUUCACAGAGCUCGUCUUCUGGAAUGUGACAAGCAACUCCUUCACAGUGACACCCAUCAAUUUUCUCAUGUACAACAUUAAGCAAGAGAACCUAGCCACUCAUGGACUUCACCCACAGUACCUCCACUUGGUUGUCAAUCUGCCUAUUCUGCAUGGUGUUCUUGGGGUCCUUGGGUUGUGGUCAGUGUCCAAGUAUGCAGCCAACUUAUGCCUCAACAAGAUUUCAAAGAAGCCCAAGGUGUACAGUGUGGCCACAAUGCUGCUCUUGAGCUUCAUCUUUCCUGUUUUGGCUCUCUCGCUGAUCCCCCACCAAGAGCCGAGGUUCCUGUUACCAACUCUGAUUCCACUGGUCAUCCUGCACGCUGAUGACAUCUUCCUUUACUCGCCGAGCAGAAGGAGGCUCACCAAGCAUUUUAUCUUUGCCAUGUGGCAUGUGUGGAACAUCUUCUGUGUCAUUGUGUUUGGUUUCCUUCACCAGGGAGGUGUGACAAAGACCAUGUUCAAGGUGCAUGAGCACAUCCUGGAGCGGCCCGCACAUACAAACAUGCACAUUGUCUUCUCAAAUAUGUAUACUCCACCAACGUUCUUGCUCCUACGACGUGUGAAUGUCAUUGCCAAGACUGAGGAAGGGCGCAAGUACAGGAUUCCCAAGUCGGUGUUCACUUACAAUGCGGGUGGCUCUCGCUCAGUGAAUGACUUGCACGAGAUUGCUGCAGAGGUCUACGGUGAAGCCAUCACUAACUCUACCAAUGAGGCAGAUGUCUUGUUGUGCCUUCCUGCCAGCCUCACCCAGGAACUGUUUCGAUCGAAGCCUGAAAAUGUGUCUCUAAUUCGCUUGCAGAGGGUCCGAGGCCACCUCACUCUGGAGGACCCACCUGACCUUAGCCUUAAGGAUGCUAACUUCACCCGGUCAUGUGGCCAGCUCUGCCAAUUCCUUGACCGCCUUGACCAGUUCAGCAUCGACAUCAUCCGGAUGAAAUUUAACUCAGACUUUAUGAAGCCCAAGAAUCGGGUGUCAAAGGACCUGAUCAUGGAUGUUGACACUCCUACAUUCCCUCUUGAUGAAGAAGAAAUGUGUAAGGAGGAGGAGGAGGAAGAGGAAGAGGAGGAGGUGGGGAAGUUGGUGGAGGAGGAAGAAGCUGGGAAGAUAGAGGAGGAGGAGGCAGCAGCAGCAGAAGAGGAUGAAGCGGAAUUCCAGGAAUUUGAGGAAUUUGAUGAAGAAGAGGAUGAGUGGCCACUUUGAGAAUAGGUCCAGUGAUGUAGAAAGACAUUAUUUUAGACAGUUUUAUGCAAAACAGAAAUGGAGAAUAGAGAUUCCACAGCAGAAUUCAUAAUUAUUCAUUCCAAUUCAUAUUGUAUUUUGUUGAUAAAUAAUUUUUUAUCAAAUGCAAUCCAGAAUUUAGUAUACAUAUUAAAGUUUAAUUGCUAUGUACCAAAGAAAGCAGUAUGACAUUAUGAUGCACAACACAGGCUUCACAAAGUCCAAGUGAAAUGAACAGAUGGUUUCAGAAAUUAACAAUUAUCUGAACCUUUGUCUGAAGGCUUUAACAAACACUAAAGAUUCUAAUGAUGACAAUGACAGCACAAUGUCAGCACAAAUAUCAGCUAUUUGUAACCUGUAAUAACAAAGCUUACAACCUAAUAUGUAACUUGAUGUUACUUAAUAACUUUUAGUCCUGCCAGUUGUAUGUGCUCGUGUCAGUUAUGUGUGUGUAUGUCGUUUAUGUACCGGCAUCCAUAGUGGUCAUGUUGAAGACUCAGAAAGUGAAGUUCUUUUCAACUGUGAGCUUAGAUAAUAAUGCUUUGUUUGACAUAAUCUUUUCUGAAAUAUUCCAUGUCAUUUUCCUGUGUAAUGGGAGAUGACUGCUUUUAUAAGGGUUUUGCAAUUUUAUCAAAUAUACAGAUAUUCAGUUUAUUAUUCAAAAGCAUAAUGGCUUGCUUGAUAGAUUUAAGUAUAAAUACUGCAUGUCUCAUUUCCAAAUAUUCAUUGUGGACAUCUGAUUUUUUUUCUAGAGGGAUAAAGUAUUGCGUGUGACAAUUCACAUGUUAUUUCCUACUAUGUGAGGGAGCUCAGACUUUGCAGUGAUAUAUUUUGGUAAGGAUAUCAUGUCUUUGAAAGGUAUCAUCUUUUUGUGCCAGCUUUGAUAAAGUCUAGUCAGUAUUUGAUUGUAUUUGAAUAAGUCGACAGUCGUUGUCUGUACUUCAGAAGUAUGGAUAUUUUUAAGGCCAGUAAAUGUGUGUUGUGCAUGGAUUGGAGAAGGUCUGACAAGUACAGUUAUUUCAUUAUGAAUGUGCUUAUAAAUAUGAAUAUUAAUAUGCUAACAACUGUCAAUGCAAAUAUGAUAUGCCUGUAUGUAUGUGGACAACCUUGGAGUACAGAUCAUUGAUGUCAGAAAUUCUUGAGAUUUACUUUAUCUGUGUAUGUGAAAAAAUGUGGGUGUUACACUUUUUUUUAUUAGAAUUAUUGAAAAUUGUCUCAUUAGUUAACAAAUCAGGAGAAAUCUUUUAUCUCUCUUAACUUCUGUAAACUUGGUAUAUGAUAUUGAAUUAUUAAUAUUAACAUGAUACUUUCAUGACAAUAUGUAUUUGUAAAUGGGAAUAAUGGGGAAUGUGCAGUUGCAAAUAUAUGGUCUAAAAAACUAGUGUGGAUGUGAUAUGUGUGUGUGUGUGUGUGUGUGUGUGUGUGUGUGUGUG
Molecule: messenger RNA, 3728 nt
Organism: Penaeus chinensis
Lineage: Eukaryota; Metazoa; Arthropoda; Malacostraca; Decapoda; Penaeidae
Gene: PIG-Z
Product: GPI mannosyltransferase 4-like
Exons: 3
Coding region: 100-2277 (725 amino acids)
Biological process (GO): GPI anchor biosynthetic process
Cellular component (GO): endoplasmic reticulum membrane
Molecular function (GO): alpha-1,2-mannosyltransferase activity
Source: RefSeq, a predicted model, not a curated record